UUUGUAUGGAUUACUUUGUCAUUUAUUAUAUUUAUGAUAUUAUCCCUUGUUGAUUUUAUUAUCUGCUGCCAACAAUGAAGCAAAAAUCAUUUCCAUUUCUUAAAAAAAUUCAUUAAAAAGAAGUUCUUAAUCCCUUUGAAAUAUUCGAUCUAUUGCUGGUGGCCAUUAAGUCCUCUACUCGGACUGAAUUAUUUGUACCCUCUAUGACACGACAACGAAUACAAGAAAGAAAUAAAGGAUAGCCUAAGGAUACGCAUUUAUAUAACACUGAUGCAUGAACUCAUAAGGUCAGGAGGGUCAGUAAUACUCCAAUCAUACUCUCUCAUAGAAGGCACGAAGGCACCUGACUAUUUGAUGAUAAUUUCUAUUACAAUCAAUGCUAUUUGCUUUUUCAAAUGCAAAAUGAUUUAUUGCUACCAGUCUGUUAAAGGCAUCGAAAAUUUAAAUGGAUGCAGAAAGUUCUUACAGUACUGAAUAAUCAUUGUGGAAACAGGAGCGAUUCUUUCCUCCCUCAUUUCAAUUACUAGAUAUGGAAAAUUCUGGGGACUUCUCAUUUAUUUUAUCGCUCUCAUUGUUAACAUAUACUACACAAUGAAAAUAGAAAAUGAUGAUGAGAAGAGAAUCAUUGAGAAACAGAAGAAGGACGCUAAAGAAAAUAAAGAAAAGCAAAGAGAUAAUGAAGUCUCUCGGUGAAAUGAGAAUGUUGAAGACGCGGAAGAAGUCGAUGAUGAAAUUGAAUUGAAGGAAGAAUUAAUAUCUGACAGGCUUAUUAUCAAGGAUUAUGCGAUCACAAUGCAUGACUACAUAUGUCUAAUAUGAAUUCGAGUUUUUAGAACAAGGCUUAUUUCUAACUAUUUUUUAGAAAUUCUCCAGAUGGCAAAAAUAUCCCUCUUAAUUGGUUUUUGAGGCUUUAUCUAUUAUGAAAGAAAUGGAGUUGAUGCUUUGAUAGCAAUUGUAUUCAACUCGAUACUAUUAUUCUUGUUAGGUGUGUAUUUCAUCGCAUCUUCUAAAGAUCCACAGAAAACUAAGGAUGACGAGUCUGAUAAUGAAUUUUUAAACGAUCAGAAAACAAGAGAAAACAUCAAUCCUAAGAGAGGAAUGCCUGGAAGCAAGAAAUAUAUUCAAGAUUCUGAAGAUGAUAAUGAAGAAGACCAUAGAGAAGAAAAUAAAGAUGAAGAAGAAGUUCAAGUUCCCGAUCCUGAAGUAGAACUGACAGACCGCCUUAAAGGUCCUACCGCCCCAACUUUGGUUACAAAUCCUGCUGAAAACUAA
This is a messenger RNA of Moneuplotes crassus, 1272 nucleotides long. NCBI's taxonomy places the organism in Eukaryota, Ciliophora, Spirotrichea, Euplotida, Euplotidae. The record is from the annotation of a GenBank genome assembly.